This is a messenger RNA of Diachasma alloeum, 5685 nucleotides long. RefSeq names its product liprin-beta-1 (gene Liprin-gamma). The transcript has 15 exons. Gene Ontology annotation, molecular function: protein binding. Bases 436 to 4041 code for a protein of 1201 amino acids. NCBI's taxonomy places the organism in Eukaryota, Metazoa, Arthropoda, Insecta, Hymenoptera, Braconidae. The record is from RefSeq and is a predicted model, not a curated record.
GGCCGGCGGAUCUUCGCCCCUGGUAUUUUCCUUUAGAAACUAACACCGUAGGUAAACAUUCCUGUAGCUUUUUGUAGCACCGUGACAGUGGAUGUGGUUUAUUGUGCCCGCUUGGUGUCUCCAUUUUUUCCUCGACGACAAUAGCACUUGCGUGCCGUUAAUGUGUAUUUUGCCCUCAGACAAUUUGCAUCGAAGAAAUUAUCGGUCGGUCUCUUGAAUAAUCUCGUGUGUGAAUUUGGUUCAAGUGGGGGAGUAAACAUACAGCUGACUGUACGUUGAUACUCAUCACUUCGGUUUGGGAGGCUUUGCAGAGAUUUUUCGAGGCUGUAUCUUCCAUAAGAAUCUCAAGCACUCAAGAGCCUGAAUCGACUUAGCAAAGAGGGUGAAGGAUUUGCUAAUGAGGAUGGAGCUUCAACGCACCCCACCUUGGCCUUAAUGAGGCGCAUCCUCGCAGAUGCUCAGGCAAAACUUCGCGUGAUGGUGGAGGAGAACGCAGCGACGGGUGCCCGUCUGGAUACUGAACUGGAGCGUGCCAGGGGCGAGUGUGCUUCUCUACGUGGUGAAUUACGUGAGGUACGAGGUGCUCUGGUAACAAACAACAAUCACGCGACCAAUGGCAACGUGUCAAAUUCUAAUAACAACGAGAGUAGUACGAGUAGCGAAACUACAAGCGCAACUAGUGGUGCGUCCAACAAUUUGUCGGCACCAAUGAGUAGCCAGGAGGUGAGGAGUGAGUCGCCAGCCCUCAACCCUCAAGAGGAGACUAAGCGGCUGAGCGCUUCCAGUAGCCCGGUUGACAAGAGGAGCUCGGCUAGCGAAAAAUCAGUCAGCCCCAUUGAUAAGGGGAAUUGUGGAAAUAGUCCCGGUGAUAAGAAGGAUCGAGCUAGUCCCAUUGAUCGCAGUAGAACGAGUCCGUCUAUUGAAAAACGAAAUGGUUCACCGAACCGAAGUCCCAGUGAAAAAAGAAGACCAUGGACUGCAGUAGACAAAACACGGGUAGGCUCUGGCGGUAGUGUUGACUCGAGAUCGGGCAGCGCCAGUCCAGAUCGUAAUCGCAGUGGAUUAUUCCAACGCAGUGGUAGUGAACGAUUGAGCGGUGAGAGACUGCGUAUAACGACAAAUCGUGAGUCAAUACGCAACAAGGAGACCAAUGAACUCGAGAGUAAGGAUGGCAAGGACAUAAUCGAUGGAGACGGAAGAGCCGACGAGGACAAUGAGCCACCAGCCCCAGCACCCGGAAGCCGACCCACAUCUCCAAGCAAUCCCCUCGGACUUUCCGAUUCAGUGGUAUCUGGCAGAUUAUCGGCUCUCCAUGGAGGGCCACCGGUAGAAUUGGCGAGCGCUCGUCGAUUGCGUCUUGAGAAUGAGCGUCUGGUGGCGGAAGUUGCGAGACUCCGUCGAUUGCUGCUAAGCGGCGCAGCAAGGGGCGAGGUUGGUGGUGAGGAUGCAGCCAUUGAGGAGGAAGCUCGCUUCGUUGCCCUGGAAAUGGAGCUACAGCAUUCGCGUGAGGUCAUACAGGCCCUCAAGACCGAUCGCAAACGCCUCAAAGCUGAGAAAUUCGAUCUACUCAAUCAAAUGAAAGCUCUCUAUAGUACACUGGAAGAUAAAGAACGAGAACUGAGGGAUUUUAUACGAAAUUAUGAACAGCGGAUGAGGGAAAACGAGGCGACUCUCGGUCGUCUUCAGCAACAAGGCGCUGGAUUGCCCACGGAGGAGAGAGAGAGGGAGCGCGAGAGGGAACGCUGGAGUUUGCUGAGAGCUGCCCGGGAUGAAGCUGACAGGAGCCUCAGCUUAGCAGCAAGUUUGGCGGAUAAGGAGGCUGCUUUAUCUCAUGCACAUGCUACUAUAAAAGAGCUCCAACGACAAUUAGGCGACCGGGGUGGAACCAGUGGUGUAUGUCUCAGUGAUCAAGAGUCCCUCAUAUCAUUUCCACGCGGCAGUGUAAAUGGUACAGCAACACCCGGGGCAUGUAGUACCAGUGGCAUCGGAGGAUGUGGACCAAUGCUGUUACCACACUUGGGUGCACAACCCCCUCUGGGUGUCACUGAUCUUUGCGUUGGUGUCGGCGGAAGUGGAGCGAGUGGAACUGGUCAAGCCGGUGAUCGUGGUAGCUGUAGUGCUGAUUCCGGUGUACGGGGCUCAAGUGACAGGGAGAGCGGUGGAGCAACCAGUGUGGGAGGAAAUUUGUCAGACUCAACAACUGAUGGGACACCAACAAUUACUGUCGAGGGAAGUGGCCUCGACAUGGACAGCAUCUCAGUGGUAUCCUCCGUAGCUCCAUCACACAUGUAUCAAUCAGCAACGACACCUAAGGACUGCAGCCCGACGCUCUCACCUUUGAACGCAUUUUCGAGAUCGAUGGAUACGUCAUCGAUGUCGCGCUCAGUGGAGCAACUAUCAAGUCCAAUGGACUCGGAGCCGAGGAGAAAUAAAGCACCACCUGUCCCAGCGCCUGUCGCCCACGCACGGUCUUCGGCAACGAGGGGUGGUCCGUGGGGAUCGAUUUCAAGGGUUUUUGCUCGCUCCCGCCAUCGAAAAGCACUCAACAGCUCUAUAAGUGGGAGCACAGGGACUGAGGCAUCAGAUGCAUUCGAUCCGUAUCGAUCGUGGUCACCACUUACUGAGGAGGGUUACGCUGAGAAAUUAAGAUUAUUGCGGGAGGCAGUGACGAUACCCAUGGAAAGAUGGCGAGCUCCUACUGUUCUUGCUUGGCUCGAGGUUGCCCUGGGGAUGCCACAGUAUGGGCCCAGGUGUGCAGAGAAUAUCAAAUCAGGAAAGGUUCUGUUAGAAUUGAAUGACGCUGAACUUGAGGCGGGUUUGGGAAUAACUCAUCCCCUCCAUCGCAAAAAGCUUCGCCUCGCAAUUGAGGAGCAUCGACAUCCGAGCCUGGUCCGUUAUCCCUGUAUCGCUCAACUAGGUCAUACCUGGGUCAGCUCUGAGUGGUUACCUGAUCUCGGCCUUGCCCAGUACUCAGAAAGCUUCGCUACCAAUCUGGUUGACGCCAGAAUGCUCGACCAUAUCGUUAAAAAAGAGUUGGAGAAACUUUUGGGCGUUACGAGAAAGUUUCAUCAAGCCAGUAUUAUGCAUGGCAUUAAUUUAUUGAGGAUGCUCAAGUAUGACAGGCAAGCGUUGGCUGUUAGGCGCCAUCAGAGUGAACAGGUGGAUGAAGAUCCUUUGGUUUGGACGAAUCAUCGGUUCAUUAGGUGGGCGAGGAAUAUUGACCUAGGAGAAUAUGCUGACAAUCUCAAAGAUUCUGGUGUUCACGGUGCCCUAGUAGUCCUAGAACCUUCAUUCACCGGCGAUACUAUGGCAACAGCACUAGGAAUACCUCCCGCUAAACACAUGAUACGUCGACAUUUAACUGCCGAACUGGAGGCCCUUGUAUUACCAGCCAGAAGCCAGCUGGAAGUCAUCCCGAGGAAUCAUGUUGGUAGACCGAUGAGUACAGUGAGCGCCGGUGGGAGUCUAGGACGAGGCAGUCGCGCUCUGCACCUUCAGCACCACCAGAGUUCACUCUCGGCCCUUCACAUGGCAACCAACAGCGCCAGUACCAUUGACAGACGGCGCUCGAGCCUCAGGGGUUCACUGAGUCGAGCCUUGGGUCUUCGUCCCCGCAGCGAAAAAGCUUCACCCUCAUCAUCAUCAGACACAGGAUCUCUCGUCAGUCAAUGUCAAUACAUGAGCAGUAUUCGCAGUAACUCACCCCCACCUCCGCAAUUGCCGCCACGUCCUUCAGCAAAUGGAACAGGAAAACGUCACCGUCGGGUGAAAAGCAUUGGUGACAUUGAGUACAUAACGAAUGCACCAGUAAGUACACCAUAUGGAUCGUACUCUGGAUAUAGCAAUGUACUUUCGUCGGAUUACUACUACCAGUCACCAGGGAACAAUUAUUAUCAAUUACAAGGUGGUUACUAUUCACCACAGAGCUCGGGACCACGAUUUCCCGGGGUGCAGAGAUACGGGAGCUUGGCUGAAGAAUCUUGGACGUCUUCAGCUAAAGAUGAAACAGUCAGUAACUCCUCAAGAACAUAUUUGACUUGAAUUUCAUCUCACCCAAAUGGAGUCUUCCCAACUUACCAACAAUCUAGACGUCUUCGUGGCUUUAACGGAGAAUUCCUAAAUAUCAGAAAUAUGCUGGAAAUUUUACUUAAGUUACAAAAUUUAAAUUUUGUUACCGUGAUCGUGAUGUGCAUUCAAAGCAUUCCAUUCUUUUGCUAAUGAAUAUCUUUAAUUGGCCGUUUUCACAAAUCAAUUUUCCAAAGAGACAAAAAAUUAAGGAUUUUAUUUCUACGAGCUAUUUUCAAGUAUCGACUUUUACGAAAAAUCACAGUAUAAAAUAGCAAGAAGUAUUUAAGGCCCGGUUGCAUUGUCUGCCGAACUUUAUCUAGAGUACUUUUUUUGUUCAAUUUUUAUCUCUAAAUUUCAACUCGAUGCGCCGUCAACCCCGGAAAUUGUGAAUUUACAUUGAAAAAAAAGUAGAAAAAAUUCUGAACAUUUUGAAAAAGCGUUUUUAAUUAAUAUUGAGGAAUGACCUCCAUAGAGGAGAUAUGGACUUCAUUCCUCAAUAUUGAUUAAAAAUGCUCUUUCAAAACGCUCAGAAUUUUCUUCACUCUUUUUCAAAUCUAAAUUCAGAAUUUUCGGGUAUCUCUGAGUGAAAAUUAAUUUAGAUAAUGUUCGGCAGAUAAUGGAGCCGGGCCUUAAUUGAAUAUUUCUAUUAUCAAUCGAUUGAAAAUGAUUGAACACCGGUAUAAAAAAGCUCGAGAUAUUUUUACUUUGGAUUUUUCCGAACGAACCAUAAUCUUCACAGCACCCGCAAACGAAAACGAAACUAAUUUUAUUCUCAUUUUUUAACCCUAAACGAACCUUUCAAAAAUACAUUCAGUGCCUGUUUCUGCGCUUUCUCAUCCACCUAAUGUAUUCUGCAUCCAUUAAAAUUAAAAUUCAUUCCAUCGAAUUUAUGGCGGAAAUUAUAAAUUAAAUUGUAAAUUAAAUUUUUUAUAAAGUUCCUCGAUAUUGAAUUUAUGAUUGGGACAUAAUCAUCUGCAUGACAGAAAGACUGUCAUUUGGUUACAAUUUUAUCAUAAUUAUCUGAGCACGAUAAUAAUGUUUCCAUAAAUUUGCACGAGAUCUUCAAAAUCCUUGGUAAUGAUAAUUUUAUAUAUAAAUUCAAAAUGAUAUUUAAUCUGAUAUUUAUUCUUAGUUCUAUCUAUUGAUAAUUAAAUUUGAAAUUCCUGCGGAACUGAAAACACAUUUACCAUAAUAAACGUUGGAGAUAUAGCCGGAAUGCCAAAUUAUAACGCAAAAAGGUAUUGUCGUCGUUUUCCAAAGUUAAAACGUUGAUUUAAUACAAGAUUUAUUUUUUCUGUAAAUUAUUGAAUUUGAUAAACAAUUCAAUUGAAGUGAUGUAAUUGGAUUACAGAAUCAGAAACCAAAAGGGUUGUAUUGGAUUUUUAAAGAAAAUGAAUAAACAACAUCUGAAUGCUUGUGCGAUGAAUAUAAACAAGGAUAUCAGCUUUUGGAGCGUCCACCUCUGUUUGCAGUAUAUGUACAACUGGAAAUUAAUCAUAAAUAACAAUAAAAAAGAAACAUUGUAAAUGUACUCAAUGCAGGAUAUAUAUGUAUAUAUUUGUGUGAGCUGUAAUGAUAUUUAAAGAAAAUUUGAGAAUAAAUUAUAAUUGCCUUAAA